Hordeum vulgare subsp. vulgare (domesticated barley) is the source of this 2029-nucleotide messenger RNA. RefSeq names its product transcription termination factor MTERF8, chloroplastic-like. Gene Ontology annotation, biological process: chloroplast organization; regulation of DNA-templated transcription. Gene Ontology annotation, molecular function: double-stranded DNA binding. Gene Ontology annotation, cellular component: chloroplast. The coding region runs from base 273 to 1400 and encodes 375 amino acids. The record is from RefSeq and is a predicted model, not a curated record. NCBI's taxonomy places the organism in Eukaryota, Viridiplantae, Streptophyta, Magnoliopsida, Poales, Poaceae. The transcript has 4 exons.
CGCACCCGCCGCCCGCUUCGUCUCUCCCGGCGACGCGUGCGCUCCCAAGCUCCCCAGCCGGCCGCCCCGCCCCGCCCGCUCCUGCUUUCCUCUUGUCCGCGCUUCUCCCUCCCACAGCCACCGCCGCUCGAGCUGCCACGCCGGCCGCAGCGGCUACAUCCCUCUCCUCUGCUCCGGCCGCCGUCGAGGGUGCCCCCGCGGUGCUCCAGUCGCCGCCCGUGAUCCGCAGCAGGCCACGCGCAGUCGAAACCCAUCGGAAUCCCCGGGCCGCCAUGCUUCGCCUCCGAAGCCGCAUCGUGACCCGCCUCCUCUCGUUUCCAUCCGCCCCUCUCCGCGGCCUCCUCUCCGCGGCGGCGACCGCUGUUUCCCCGACCACCGGAUUCGCCGUGGAGGAGUACCUUGUCGCCACCUGCGGCCUCACCCGAGCGCAGGCCCUCAAGGCUUGCCCGAAGAUCUCCCACCUCAAGUCCCCCUCUAAUCCCGACGCCGUCCUCGCCUUCCUCGCCGGCCUCGGCCUCUCCAGAGCCGCCGUCGCCGCCGCCGUCGCCAAGGACCCCAGGUUACUCUGCGCCGGCGUGGAGAGAACUCUGGCCCCCAACUUCGCUGCGCUCAGCGGCAUCGGGUUGUCGCGCUCUGAGAUCGUGCGCCUCCUCCGCUUGCGCUGCAGAUCUGUCGUCUCCAAGCUGCAGUACUACCUGACCCUCUUCGGCUCCUCCGAGGCCUUCCUCCAGGCGUUGAAGUUCAACUGCAACCUCCUCACACACAGCAUCGAGAGUGUGGUCGAGCCCAACGUAGCGUUGCUGCGGGAGUGCGGGCUAGGUGAUCGCGAUAUUGCCAAGUUAUGCGUUGGUAUGCCAUGGCUGCUGACUGCCAACCCAAAAUGCAUCCGACAAAUGGCUGCUCGUGCCGACGGUCUUGGCGUGUCCCGGGAAUCUCCGAUGUUCAGGCACGCGAUGCAUGCUGUUGCAUUCCACAGCGAGGAGAAGGUAGCUGCCAAAGUGAAGUACCUGAAAAAGGUGCUCAGGUGGUCGGAUGAUGAGGUGGGCAUUGCUUUGUCCAAGUCUCCAAUGAUGUUGAGGAGUUCUGAGGGCAUGGUGCAGCGCAUGUCAGAGUUCCUCAUCUCUGAGAUCGGGUUGGAACCAGCAUACAUUGCUCAUCGGCCGGCAAUGCUUGCUUACAGCCUGGAGCGCCGGGUCAGACCCAGGUACUACGUUGUUAAGUAUCUUAAGGAAAAUGGAUUGAUAGAUCGCGACCGGGACUACUAUUCCGCACUCACGCCAUCUGAGAUGGUAUUCUUGGAGAAGUACGUAUGCCCUCACAAGGAAGCUGCGCCGUACCUUGCUGAAGACUAUGCUGACGCUUGCAGAGGACAAGUGCCUGAUAGAUUCAGAUUUGCGUGAACCAAGAGCUGCUGUUGUUGUCUCGCAAGAUCUUUCUCCUAUACUCCAUCCGUCCCAAAAUAAGUGUCCUGGUUUUAGUUCAAAAGUUCCAUUUUUAAACUAAAACCAUGACACUUACUUUGGGACGGAGGGAGUAUUAGCAUUCUCUUAAUCUUUGAUUUUUUUUUCUUUUUUUUGAAUCUGUGGGCAUGCACCUGCAAUUCCUCAUGACAAGUGAUGAUCCCUUUGAGUAGGUUUGCCGUUUGUCUACAAAAAGUGUUCCUUUCUCCUAAUCAGCAUGCCAGCUCAUACGCCAUACCGAACCCGUCUAUGUUGUACCACUUCGUAACAAUGAGCUAUAUGCUGGCUACCUUUUGACCUUGUGUUGGCAUACCAAAGUAUACAAUUAUUACUCAUGGACGGGCCGGGUACUGGUGGUAUAUGGAACUUGAUGUCAGGUUAGAUAUAAGUGUUGCAAUACCUUCCAUCAAUGAUGGCGUUCCCUGUCUCCAAGUCCGAUCAGGGAAGCACCGCGCGAGUCGAAUAGCUAGGAAACCUACCGAGGAGGUUAAUUAAUUACCUUACCGGAAACCCUGUCCGUCCAUUUGUGUGGAUCACAAACUUAUCAAUCUGGAAAAUUUGGCUGAAAA